This is a messenger RNA of Macadamia integrifolia, 1626 nucleotides long. Its product is annotated as class V chitinase-like. Gene Ontology annotation, cellular component: extracellular region. Gene Ontology annotation, molecular function: chitin binding; chitinase activity. The record is from RefSeq and is a predicted model, not a curated record. NCBI's taxonomy places the organism in Eukaryota, Viridiplantae, Streptophyta, Magnoliopsida, Proteales, Proteaceae. Gene Ontology annotation, biological process: chitin catabolic process; carbohydrate metabolic process. The transcript has 2 exons. Bases 51 to 1148 code for a protein of 365 amino acids.
ACUCCAAGUCUGUACAACUAAAACAGAGCUACCACCUCUGCUCAGAAGCAAUGGCCUUACAAAAUCUAAUCUUUCUUUUCUUUUCUCUUCUCAUCGCCCAGUUUCCUUUUUCCACAGCUCAAAAUGUGGUUAAAGCCACUUACUGGUUCCCUGAUAGUGGGAUUUCAGCCUCUGACAUCAACUCGACUCUGUUCACUCACAUCCUCUGCGCUUUCGCCGAUCUCAACUCUCAAACUUACGAGGUCACCAUCUCCAGCAAUAACCAAAAUUCCUUCUCCACUUUCACCAGCACAGUUCAACAAAAGAACCCAUCAGUCAAGACCCUCUUAUCAAUCGGUGGCGGAAACUCAAAAGCCAGCGAUUUUGCAGCCAUGGCAAGCCAAGCUUCUUCACGGAAGACCUUCAUCGAUUCCUCCAUUAGCAUCGCCAGAUCCUAUGGAUUCCAAGGCCUCGACCUCGAUUGGGAAACGCCCCAAAACGAUUUAGAGAUGUCUAACCUGGGUUUGCUCUUAGACGAGUGGAGAAUCGCCGUGAACAACGAGUCGAGUGACUCGCCCCUCCUCUUGACCGCCGCUGUUUUCUACUCCUCGGACCAUUACUCAGUGAGUUUCCCAGUUGACUCGAUAGGAAAUAACUUGGAUUGGAUCAACAUUAUGGCUUACGAUUAUUACACGCCAGCGUCGUACUCUUCGCCAAAAGUAACCGGUGCUCAUGCGCUCCUAUACUACCAGCCGGGCCGAGUCAGCACAAGUUCGGGGGUCGACUCCUGGACCGGGGCUGGUUUGUCUGCAACGCAGAUGGUCUUGGGAAUGCCUUACUAUGGCUUUGCAUGGAAACUGGUUGACCCGGAAAACCAUGGUAUAGGUUCUCCAGCAACCGGACCGGCUGUUUCAUCAGACGGCUCGAUACGUUAUGUGGACAUCAAGGCAUUCAUUCAGAAUAACGCAGCCACGUCAGUGUACAACUCGACGGUCGUAGCCAAUUACUGUUAUUCUGGGACCACGUGGAUUGGUUUUGAUGACGUGGAGGCAAUUAGAGCAAAGGUUUCAUAUGCUAAGGAGAAAGGACUGUUAGGGUAUUUCACCUGGCAUGUUGCCGGUGACGACAAUUGGGUACUUUCUCAAGAAGCUUAUUCUGGGUGGAACUGAACUCCAAAGUAUCUGAAUGUUCAGCAAUACAGAUUGCCCGGAAACUGAAACUAAAAGCCUAUGAUGUCUGAACAAAUAAAUACUUGUACAAUCAUAAAUAAGAUAGCUGUGAAGGAUAAGUCAUAUUAUAUAUUGUACUAUCUAUUGAAUAAAAAGUGUAAUAUGUUGGUGGGAGAGGGUUCUUUCCUCUAUCCAUGGGCAAUUUCAGGUCUUGGAGGAGGGAGUGUAUUCUAGGGAAACACUGAAAUAGGGUAUAUAAGUCAUUUUACAAGGGGUUUAUGGUAAUCUAGAUCUUAAAAAGGGUGCCCACAUGCAGCUUCGAAUUUUAGCUGGUGGCCCUACAUUGUAGGCAAAAGUUUCCCAAAUAAUCAAAAUAAGUAAGGGUGUCUUUAGUUGGAACAUCUGACUUCAUCAUGUAGAAGGAUUAAAUGGCAAAUCCAACCAUCGGAUACCCAAGAAAUGGGCAUUACAUGUCAAA